UUUUACACAAGCGGUGUAAGUAAAUACAGUUUUGGAUCACUUCUGGUUUCUUUAUGAUGAAACAGAGCGCUAUUUUUAGCUUUGGAUUAAAAUAAAUGAGGUAGUUUAUCGUUAUUGAGUAACCAAGGAAGAUACAGAACUAAAUAUGAAGGCGAUAGCACCUUACAAUUCAGCAAAUUUGACAUGAGUAAAUUACUAAAAAUUCGAAAAAAAUUCAAAUGAACACAUUUGAUUUUGAUUUAUGUUUUUGUUGAUGUUUAUGUGCACAUUUGUCACAAGGAGAACUCGUGUGCUAAAUAUAGAGAUUUAACGUGUAAAACUAGAAAUCUACUGACACACAUACAUGUAUAUAUCGGAAAAUAUCAAUAGACAGUCAAUCACACACUUAUCAUCGAUUUGACAAUUGCCCCAUGGUAUAUAUUGGAAUGGUUUGAUAGAUCUAACGCAAAAUUGUUUUUAUAUGUCUCUGGAUAACGACAGAACGAUUUGUGAGGCAAUAAAAUGUUCACCAUUCGAAACUAUAGCAACAGAAACUUAUAGAUCUAGUGUUCAAAGGAUAAGAAUGAUGUUGCCAUAGUUAGUUAUUAUCAUUGUGCAGCAAGGAAGGUCAUGCUUUCAAGAAAGAAAGAACCAGCUGGCCUCCAUGAAGGUAUAGCUGGCAAAUAUGUUAAAAGAGACAAUCCACCAAUACUGAGGAAUUAUCAUAGUCCUGUUAGACAUGGCACAACAUUCGAGAGACGCACCAACAAAUCUCCUACUGGAUACGCACCACAGCAAGUGCAUCAACAAGGAGCAAAUGUUAACAAUUAUAGUGUUUAUGUAAACAAACCUCCUCCAAAAGCAAGUUCAACAAGUGGCUUAGUGGUCCAACCUGUCACAAGUGAAGCCACGAGGCAACAACAGCAAACAGGCACACACGGACCUGCUGGCCAGUUAAACAAUGUUAUACCAGCCAGGCCUCACAGUGCCAUCAGCCCUGGGUUUCAUUCGCAGCCACAUCUUCAAACCACCCAAAUUACACAAGCGUUCCAAGGGUUGAACAUCAGUGGCAAUCAACAUGUGGUUAAUUCUAGUCAGAAUCCUGUUAUAGAGAAUGGAGCUCAGACUCAAAGAUACAAUGUGCCAACAUCUUUAUAUAGUAACCAUGGAAACCAGUUUAAACGGCCACCAGGAGACCAGCAUCAAUCACCACAGCAACAGCUUCAGCAUAAUCAGUUCCAGCAAGAUGAUUCCAGUGAGGAGGAAAGACGAGUCUAUCUUCUAGGCCUCCAGCAACAGCAGCAUGUCGAUCACACAGGGGACAACAAUGUAGACUAUGAUAAUUACCAAGUGCAACAGUAUCAUCAAGAGAUAAGGAACCAUUAUGCCCAGCAGUCUCAGCUUCAGAUUCCUGCACCUGUAGCCAACACACCUGGUGUCAGGCCAGUACAGGGUGCCGGAAGGCAGGUGGUUCCAUCACAGGGUCAAGGAACCGAACAGGAGCUACCCCCUGGCUGGUCCAUAGACUGGACUAUAAGGGGAAGGAAGUACUACAUUGACCACAAUACCCAAACCACACACUGGAGCCACCCUCUGGAAAAAGAAAGCCUACCAAUGGGGUGGGAAAAAAUUGAGUCCAAAGAGGGGACAUAUUUUUAUAAUCAUUAUAGCAAGACAUUUCAAAUGGUGCACCCGUGUCUGAUACCAGUGUUCCAUCCGGGUAUUAUGAUGCAGCAGUCACUCCCAAUCACACAUCUUCCUCACCCUAUGAGCAUCGAACCCCAAAGACAGAGCCUAGUGCCACCUAACCCUAUGCUAAAUGCAGAUAUUCCAGAGUGGUUGUCUAUAUACUUCAAAGCACCAGCUGAACAUGACCAUAAACUGCAGUGGUCAUUAUUCAAACUGCCUGAGCUAGAAUGCUAUGAUGCCAUGCUCACCAUACUCUACAAACAAAGUGUCCAGGACAUUGUCAUGCACUAUGAGAACUAUAGGCAGGUGUUAAACUUUGAACGAGAAAGGAGACUCAAGGAAAAACAGGCUGAUAGCUAUAAAAUUGAGCAACAGAAACUACAAGGUGUCCAACCUUCAGGACAAGUACAGGUUAAACCAUCUAAUGUGUGA
Messenger RNA from Owenia fusiformis, 2100 nucleotides. The record is from the annotation of a GenBank genome assembly. NCBI's taxonomy places the organism in Eukaryota, Metazoa, Annelida, Polychaeta, Sabellida, Oweniidae.